CGCUCGACCGAUCGCCGCUCCGUUACCCAUCUUCCGUCCCUGCAACGGCUCCUGAUCCGGAUCGAACUUUAGCUCUCACCCGCCCCCCCAACACUCUCGCCUUUAACAAGAUGGCCGAGCCCACCCACAACGACGAUUCUACCGGAGGGCAAGACUCGAGCCGUUCCAAGACCUCGUCGGUCAUUCGGAGGCUGUCGCAGGGUUUCGGGCACUCCCAGCCACACCAAGGGCUCGCAGCCGUCGCUGGCGAUGUCGCCUCCUCGGUGUUCUCCGGGCGGACACAGCUGGACGAGCAAGUAUUGGCACCUCUGACGGGACGAAAAGAUGCAACAUCACAGAUUGCGGAACGCACCGCGAAGCGAGCGGGCAGCCCUGAAGAUUCCCGACCAUCAGACGUGGGUGACACCCCUGUGACUGCCUCUGAACAAGCGACCCUCACGGGGCAGACCCCUCGGGCAUUGGAAUGCACCGAACCAUUCGAGAACGGCUAUCACUUUCCGCCAAAAUACAGCUGGGCAGAGACAAUACGGCACGGGCUGAAAGCCUUUUGGAACUUCUUCCUGACACCAAUGGGUUUCUUCUGGACCGUCUACGGACUCAACGUCGUGGCAUGGGGCGGCAUGCUCUUCCUGCUCCUCUGCAACGCCUCACCGGCCAUGUGCUACCCCACCUGCGACGACAUCAACUCUCCGCGGCGGAAGUGGAUCGAAUGGGAUUCCCAGAUCCUUACGGGUCUCUUCUGCGUCACGGCGUUUGGCCUCGCGCCCUGGAGGUUUCGCGACCUGUACUAUCUGCUCCAGUACCGCGUCUCGAAGAAUUACGACGGGCUGCGGCGGCUCGCUGGUAUCCAUAACGGCUGGUUCCGGCUACGGGGCACGGAGGAGCUCGCGCCGGACGUUGGGCCCGGCAAUAUCCCUGAUGGCCUUCCCAGCAGCUUCGUGCCGAUUCCAGAGAAGAACAUGCCGAAGGCCCCAUUGACCGGGACGCGAGCGCCGGCGACCGCAGUGUGGAAGCUGGACCUUGUGAUUUGGUCGAUGGUCUGGAAUACGUUUGCCCAGUGCGCGCUCUGCGGGAUCAUGUGGGGCAUGAACAGAUACGACCGGCCGAGCUGGGCGACGGGCUUCCUGGUAGCCAUCGCCUGCAUCAUCGCCAUGGUGGGCGGGCUGGUCAUGUUCUUGGAGGGCAAGAAGGUUAAGAGCAUCGAGGGCGUGCCUCUCACCGAGCGGGAUCUUGAGAAGCUGGCGCGCGACAAGGAGCUUGGCAUUCCACACUACAACAACAUCAAGGACAAGAAGCCGAAGGAUCGGGGCCGGGCCGACAUUGGGAAAUAGGGCGUGGGAGGUGCAUCACCUGGGACUAUUUCCAAUAGACGGGCGAACGGAGUUGGGGCUUGCAUUGGUCUGCUUGUGUUGAUCUCGAGUUGCGAGAACAGGAUACCCGUUUACAAG
This is a messenger RNA of Thermothielavioides terrestris NRRL 8126, 1448 nucleotides long. RefSeq lists its product as uncharacterized. The transcript has a single exon. Lineage: Eukaryota; Fungi; Ascomycota; Sordariomycetes; Sordariales; Chaetomiaceae. The coding region runs from base 111 to 1331 and encodes 406 amino acids. The record is from RefSeq and is a predicted model, not a curated record.